CUCACCCCGCCAGGCCUGGACUGUCCCCCCGACCCCGGCCAGGGCUGCGAUAAGGCGGAGCAGGGGGACAAGUAGGGCAGGGGGUGCCGGCUGUCAGGCCCAGCUGUGCCCCACACUACCCGCGGCCCCACAUUCCAAGAGGGCCAAGGAGCCUGACUGCUGCCCUCGGACCCCCCGGGACAUGUCCCCUCGCCUCCCUGUCCCUGGGCAUUUUGGGGGUGCAAGCAGGCCCCAUCUCCAAACGGGGCUUGUUCCCCCAGAGCCCCCCCGGCUGCCCAGCACUGCCGGCUGUAACCGCAGCCGGGCCGUAACCCAACUCCCUCGCGUCUGGUCUCCCCCUCUCUGGGCGCUGACGGCUGGCGGGGAGACAGCAGGCGAGGACGGGGCUCUGGGAGCAGCAGCUCUGGGGGUGGCUGAGCUGACAUCGGUGGGGGAGAGACCUUCGAGCACGGCUGUCCCCUGUCCAGGUGCUACAGGGCUGAGGCUGGAGCCACCAUGAAGAGCCUGAGGGCCAAGUUCAAGAAGGCAGACAGCCAGGACUGGACCAAGAACGAUGAGAAGCUCCUGCAAGCUGUGGACUACAAUGAUGCCGGGAAGGUGACAUCUCUCCUCGUCCGCAAGGGCCUGGUCCCCACCAAGCUGGACUCGGAGGGCCAAUCUGCGUUCCACCUGGCCGCCAUGCGGGGGAACGUGGACUGCCUGGAAGCCAUGCUGGCUCACGGCGUGGAUGCCAUGACCAAGGACAGCUCGGGUUACACUGCCCUGCACCUGGCAUCCAAGCAUGGCCACCCACAGUGCGUCAGCAAGCUGCUGCAGGCCUCCUGCCCUGUGGAUGUGGCCGAUGGCAGCGGCCGAACAGCACUGCAUCACGCAGCGGCCAGUGGCUGCAUCUCGUGCUCGGAGAUCCUCUGUGAUUUCAAGGCUCCCUUGAACAUCAAGGACAAGGAUGGCUCCACACCGCUGAUCCUUGCUGCCAAGAUGAGCCACUCGGAGCUCUGCCGGUACCUGCUGCACCGCGGCGCGGCUGUCAACAGCCGGGACCUGCAGGGGAGGACAGCCUUGAUGCUGGCCUGCGAGAACGGCAGCGUGGAGACGGUGGAGGUGCUCGUCAAUGCCGGUGCCCGAGUGGCCGUGGUGGACUCCACAGGUCACGAUGCUGCACACUACAGCCUGGCCACAGGCAACGCUCUCAUCCAGCACUUCCUGCAAGAGGCUGCUCAGCGCCGGUCCUGGGCCAGCGAAGAGGAGUCAACUGAGCAGACGUCCCAGACGUCUUCACCCAGCCAGUCAUCUGUCAGGGAGAAGAGCGGCACCCCAAGGAAGAGAAAGGCCCCUCUGCCUCCCCUGGGCACCCCCAGCCAGGUGAGCCAUUGCUCCCCCUUGGCUCCCCAUCUGUACCCUGUUGGUAGCCAAACCGUGGCCAGCUCAGGGAAACUUUUCCAGCUUCACCCACCCCGGCAGUGGCAGGGAUGCUCAUGGGCCGAUCUGAGCUGCACCUGA
This is a messenger RNA of Athene cunicularia (burrowing owl), 1500 nucleotides long. It is a transcript of the gene ANKRD24, whose product is annotated as ankyrin repeat domain 24. NCBI's taxonomy places the organism in Eukaryota, Metazoa, Chordata, Aves, Strigiformes, Strigidae. The record is from RefSeq and is a predicted model, not a curated record. Bases 496 to 1500 code for a protein of 334 amino acids. Gene Ontology annotation, molecular function: actin binding. The transcript has 10 exons.